Trematomus bernacchii (emerald rockcod) is the source of this 1571-nucleotide messenger RNA. RefSeq lists its product as uncharacterized. The transcript is spliced from 7 exons. The record is from RefSeq and is a predicted model, not a curated record. Bases 1 to 675 code for a protein of 224 amino acids. Lineage: Eukaryota; Metazoa; Chordata; Actinopteri; Perciformes; Nototheniidae.
AUGGGAGCUUUAAGGCUUGGAUUAGCGUACGCCAUUACAGGGUGUGAGAUCUCUGCUGCGAGACACGUUUGGAGUAUAUUUGGGGAGAAGUGGAGAGACAUUGGAAGUUGGUCUCUGGGUGCAGCUCUGGGCUUCACCGUGAACAUCCUGGAGGUGUGGAGCUCUAACGGAGGAUCGUCCAGAGCGAGCGCCUCCAUCAGGACUCUGAUCAGCUUCAUCUCUGAGGACGGAGGGAAGGUGGUUCCCUCGGAGGACGUCACGCAGAAGCUUCAGAGCCAGGCUGCGGCUGUGAGGGCGGAGCUGGUCAAAGUGUUCGGGGACGGGCUGCUCUUCGAUGUGGAGAUAGAACCUGAAGGUCCCGCCUCCAGCCAGCCGGCGCUCAUCGCUCUGGGCGUCCUGCUGGCGCUGAGCAUGCUGGGAUUGAUCGUUGCUGUGGCCUUCAUCAUCAGGUUCAAGAGGAGUCAGAAACACGAGCAGGAUUCAGACAAGGAGAGUUUUGACAUCGGGCGAAACGCUGAAGGUUACACGAACAAGUCUCUGAACGGGGCGGAAGCGUCUGAACAGACGAGGGAACAGGAGAAUGCAGCAGAGGACGGAGACAGUGUGAGGUUUAAAGCAAACGCUCAGUGGAAGAACGAGGAGAGAGACGGAGAGGAAAGCAGAACGACUCUCUGAUCUGAAAACAGCUGAUUCACUCUGAACAGUCUGCAGAGCGCCAACGACAUCACGACUGAUAUUUAAAUAUAUUUAAAGCAAGUCACUUUGUGUUAAAGAUUAGAAACAUUACAAGCCGUCUGCUUCCUAAAUAUUUAGACUUAUCGAGCAGUUUCAAAUACACCUUGGUCCAAAGGCUGCUAAUUGACGCUAUAAUUGAUAAAUGGAUGUUUGAUACAGUGAUCUCCAUACUGAGCAAGUCCAUGAAAUGCUGCUGAAAGCUCUGGAAAAAGAUAGUUAAUUGAUCAUUUUUAGAUCUUACAUUUAUUAUUGUAAUGACGGACUAGAUUAAAUGACAGUCAGAUUUUUAAAGUGUCAAAAAGUGGCGCUCUCCAGACUCCAGACAAACACAAACAUCACAGCAGCAGAUUUGAUUGAAAUUGACUCGACGAGAAUCAGCUGCAGUCGUGUUCAGAUUGAGUUUUUAUUUUUAAACAAAUCCUCUGAUCAGCCUGAGCAAUACGAAACAAAUCAUAAAUAAGAUGGUGCUUUAUUCUGAGAAGACGAUUUAUUCUGAAAGCAGGUAAAAUGUUCUCACCUCAAUUCAAUUUGAAGUCGAGGGAAAAUAAUGAAAUACUGGACAGAAAGUCUCAUCAGGACGUCUGUGUUUCUGUACAGAGACUCUUUAUCAUCAGCCUGUCGAUUCAAUUUACUCAAUUGUAUUUUGUCGUAAACUACUGUAACCAAACAUGUUUAUAAUUUAACAAAUAUCUGAUGUUCAAAUGUCACUUUUUAUUUCCAGACAAACAUUUGAUCUAUCUUUGCACUUUAUUUGCAAAAAUGUAAAUAAUAUUUCUGGAGCUCUGUAGUAACACUGGACCAUAAAACAUCUGUAUAAUAAAACAUAUUUUAAAUUG